Rotaria sp. Silwood1 is the source of this 2172-nucleotide messenger RNA. The record is from the annotation of a GenBank genome assembly. NCBI's taxonomy places the organism in Eukaryota, Metazoa, Rotifera, Eurotatoria, Philodinida, Philodinidae.
AUGGCUCGAAAACGGCAUGACAAUAAAAAAUGGAAAUCAAGACCAUCACGUAAGAAAAUUCAAGCUAAUCGAAACCGGAAACCAUGUAAAAUUCGUAAAAACAAUUCAAAACCUUCUCGUCCAACAAAACCAUCUCAGCAAAGAAGAAAAAUUGAAAAUCAUAAAAGUAGAUCUUGUACCGUUUCACCAACUUUUGAAGUAGAGUCGAAUAUAGAAGCGUUUGAUGCUCGAAUUGUACAUAAUUUUCUUAGUGAAAGAUAUUUAUCUGAAAUUCGACAAUCGUGGUAUUCUUGUAAAUGUUGUACUUGCGAACAACCAUUGUGUAAUAUGCGAACAGCAAAAAAAGAACAUGAAAAUUAUCAUGAUUGUUUUGUUGGUGAUACAAUUUGUUCAUUUUGUUACGAUUUUAUUGCAAAAGAUGAUGUACCCUUUUGUCCACAUUCUCGUUGUCGAAAUAUGAUGGAAAUACCCAUAACACCAAUAUGUUUAAAAUUAGGCUUUCUCGAACAGAGAGCUAUAGCACUUAUGCAUUGUUAUAUGAGUAUAUUAAUCGUUCGUGGUCAUCAAUCAGCAAUGAAAGGACAAGUAGUACAUUGUCAAGUUGAUGUUGCUGACAAUAUAGGCGAUCUUUUGCCACUACCUAAAUGCUAUGAAUUCAUGGCAGUUAUUCAACAAAAGCCUACCAAUGAUAAUGAUGAAAUAAAAUCAACAGUUAGAUAUUCCGUUAGUGCAAUUCAAAUUCUUCAUGCCAUUCAAUAUCUUAUCCAACAUCACAUUGGAUAUAUGAACAAACAAGUUCUUCCUGUGGAAAAAAUUGAAGAGAUGUUUCAAUGUCGAAAAGAAGACGUUGCACCUAUUCGAAUUAUUGAUUCAUAUGCUUAUAAUAAUUCUACAACGUCUGCUCCGAUCAUUCUUGAUGUUGAUGAAGCUGUUUUUGGUCCUAGUCGUACUCUCAAACCAGGUGACGAUCCUAUUUGGAAAAUUCAGUCUGGAAUGGAAGAAUGUACAUUUCCAUGGAUUUAUCCAACAGGCGAAGGAGGAGAACUUGAUGCUAAACGACCUGUUCCACUUAAACUUCGUGAUUAUUGUAAAUUUCGAUUAAUGUGUGUUGACAAAAGAUGGCAAGCAGAUCCAAUUUGGACGUUUCGAGCAAUGAAUUUGAUUCAAAGAGAUGAUCUUUGUACCGCUGUAAAUUACCAUGCAAAAAGACAAUUUAAAAAAGAUCGUUUAUGCUAUAGUAUAUAUCCAUCUAUUGGAAAAGCUGUUCGAGGUACAGCUGCUUUCUGGUCUGUGCCUAGAAAAAUUCUACGCUCAAUGUAUGCAACACUAUCGAAGCCAAAUAUUUUUUUGAGUAUCAAUUUACAAGAUGAUGUGGAAUUUUUGACUCAUAUUGAUCCAACUCGAUUUGGUACUGUGAACGAUCCAAAUUAUCAUGCGAUUGAUACUUUGCCUGAUGAUGAUUAUUUACAACUUGUUAACGAGAAUAGUGCAUUAGUAGCACGAAUGUGUCAUCGACGAAUGCUUGCAUUUGAAAAAUUUAUUAGUGAUAAGAAGCAUCCUUUUUUCAUUGUGUAUAUCGUUUCCAAUUAUUUUUUUAAAAUUGAAUUUCAACGUGAUGGUCUUCCUCAUCUUCAUACGUUACUUUGGCUUGAUAAUUUUCCUUCUAUUGAUACACUAGAAGGACGAAAAAGUGUUAUAGAAUUUAUAGAUAAAUUCCUGAGUACAUGUUUGCCAGAUAAACAAGAAGAUCCCGAAGGUAGUUGUAAAGUUCGUAUACGUCGAGGACGCAAAUUUAAAGAUGAAGAAAUACAAAAAAAUAUUAAAGAAUCUCAAAUAAAAGAUAUCAAUAAAAAUUAUUUACAUCAAAAUGAAAUAUAUGAGCAAGUUGAUCCAAACAAUGAUCCUGAUCUUUUACAAUUAGCAAAAGAAAAAAAGGAAUUUUUUGAACGAUUGGGAUGUCGUUUUGGAAGUCCUUUUGAAUUGGCUAACGAAACACAUUUUCGAACAUACAAAGAAGCCCGCAUAUUGACAAGAGGUGAUCGAGAUAUUAUUAUAAAAAGAUUAACUGAAGAAGUGAGUUUAAUUGAUAAAAUUUCUUUAUUUUGCCGAUUUCUUCAUUUACAUUUUGUACUUAUUAUUUUCUUGAUGGCCAAUCGUAGUCUAGACGAAUAA